CAGACCCCUGCUUUUUCUUCAACCUACUAUAUCUCAUACUUGAUACUUCCCAUCUCCCACCAAACCCAAUUCCCUGAUUUGCCCGCUUGGCGCUUUCCGUCCCACUUUCCCUUUAGGUUCCGGCGGAAUCCGUGGCGGCGGCGGUGGCGGCAGCGACGACCAUUAGAGGAUUCCGGCGAGCCCAGAUCAGAUCUGAAAACCCAUUCGAUUUCCCCCCUCAAUCUUCUUUUUCCCCUGUUCUUCUUUUUCCCUUGUGGGUUGAGGGCCCCCCCUCCCGAUUAGAUAUUUGUGCUUUCCAAUUCUCUCUCUAGGAAUUUGGCAUUUUCCGUUGCCUGCGGAUAGAUGUUUGAUAGGGGAGAAUUGAAGUGUAAGAUGGGUUUGGUCUAAAGAUUAAAAUUACAUUUCCAGUCGAAGUUGAUGGGGCUCUGUUUCAGCAGUGCCGAGGGUAGCAAACACCAGCGGUUCUCUCAAGAACAUCGGCAAUUCUCUUCCGUCAGUUCCAAGGGAGGAAGUGAAUCCAAAAAGUCGUCUGCUGCGCUGAAUAAGCCAGGCUCGUUUGAUACACAAAGUUUGACCAAGACAACAGCUCCCAAAGUUCAUAGGAACCUUUCUGAUCUUCGAAACAAUCCGGUAUAUAGUAAUGUCGAUAUCUUUACGUACAAGGAAAUGGCUCUGGCGACGAAGUACUUCAGGCCGGAUUUCAUUCUGGGAGAAGGUGGGUUUGGUGUUGUUUAUAAGGGAGUCAUAGAUGAGAGUGUAAGGCCUGGCUAUCCUACCACAUAUGUAGCAAUCAAGGAGCUUAAUCCGGAAGGGUUGCAAGGAGACCGUGAAUGGCUGGCAGAAGUCAACUAUUUAGGUCAACUCAGUCAUUCUAACCUGGUAAAGCUUAUUGGCUACUGCUGUGAAGACGAGCACAGGCUGUUGGUCUAUGAGUACAUGGCCAGUGGAAGUCUGGAAAAACAUCUUUUCCGAAGUAUGUCAUUUGUAACUUUCAUACGUUUUCACAUGUUAAUCAAUUCACCAAGGUCAAAGAGAAUGAAGAUCGCUCUAGAUGCUGCUAAAGGACUAGCUGUUCUUCACGGUGCAGAAAGAUCUGUCAUAUACCGUGAUUUCAAGACAUCAAAUAUCCUUCUAGAUGCGGACUUCAAUGCAAAGCUUUCCGAUUUUGGGCUUGCCAAAGAUGGACCGAUGGGAGACCAGACCCAUGUAUCAACACGAGUAAUGGGGACCUAUGGUUAUGCUGCUCCUGAGUAUGUAAUGACCGGGCACUUGACAGCUCGAAGCGAUGUGUAUGGUUUCGGUGUAGUGCUACUAGAGUUGCUUCUGGGAAGGAGAGCACUAGACAAGAGCAGGCCAAGCAGAGAACACAACUUAGUCGAGUGGGCUCGACCACUCUUGAACCAGAACAAGAAGAUUUUGAGAAUCUUAGACCCUAGAAUGGACGGCCAGUACUCGAGUAGGACGGCCAUGAAAGUAGCAAACUUAGCUUACCAAUGCCUUAGCCAAAACCCCAAGGGGAGACCACUGAUGAGCGGGGUGGUCGAAUUGCUAGAGAGCGUACAAUCGAAGGACAACGACAUCGACGAGUCAAUGUUCCAUAACAACAACCAUAAAGGUGUGACUCUUUACGAGGAUCCAGGCCGCAGUCAUUCAGCCAAGGGAAGGAGCAAAAGAGAAGGGGAAGGAAGCUGUAGGAGCGUUGGUAGUGAGGUCUCAGUAGAGCAGCAUGGCAGCAAUGCAUCUUCUCCUGAGCAUCACCAUCGUCAACCUGGCGGAUUGCCAAAUGUGGUAAGCAAUGCAAAUAGUCAUCAACCCUGAGUUUGGGGAGAAGUGGAAGAGUGUGUCCUGUGUAUACUAUUAUGAUGAUCUAUAUAGUGUUGUAACCCAAUUUUUGGAACAGAACUUGAAAUUGUAAGAAAUGUGUCAAGCAGGUCUGUCCCAUUUUGGUGUAAUGGAGGGGUAAGAAGAAGAAAAAAUAUGAGUGCAACCUUUUUUAUUCUACGUUUCCUUAUCAAGGUAGGAGAAAGAAACUUCCUUGUUCCCCAAGGAAUGUUGAUGGGGUUUGUUGUUCUUUUUGUUACCCGGUUCCUUUUUGUAUGUGAGCUCUGUGAGCCUUGCCUUCGUUAGCUUCAUUGCACUUACGUUUUGCUUCUGGGAUCUGUUGAUAAACAAUGACUAUGCGAAUUUGAUGGAAUUGAAACUUGAAAGUAAGAUGCAGAAA
Molecule: messenger RNA, 2221 nt
Organism: Linum tenue
Lineage: Eukaryota; Viridiplantae; Streptophyta; Magnoliopsida; Malpighiales; Linaceae
Source: the annotation of a GenBank genome assembly